GUGUAUUACGCUGAUCAGUUCCGUAUCGUGUCACAUGAUCCUGAAUAUCAUCCGGCAGGAAGUGAAGAUGGCAAGCCAGUCCACGGGUAUCCAACAGCUGUUAAAAGCCGAGAAAACGGCAGCAGAUAAAGUAGCUGAGGCUAGAAAACGUAAAAACAGGAGACUAAAGCAAGCAAAGGAAGAGGCCCAAGCUGAAAUUGAUAACUACAAAGCUCAAAGGGAAAAACAAUAUAAACGUUAUGAACAGUCUGUGCUUGGCUCGCGAGGGGACAUGGAGACUAAAAUAGACAUCAAUACCAAACAGAAAAUUGAGGAGAUCAGUGCGGGAGUGAAGAAGAACAAGGAGCAAGCUAUAAAGGAGCUGCUUGAUUUAGUGUUGGAGAUCAAGCCCCUGGUACACAAGAAUCUAGUGCCAAAAGUGUAACAUUGUACCUUACAUGUCAUCAUACCAUCAUGAGACUUAGAGCUAGUCAAAGGUGUACAGUGUAUAUGUGAUGGGACUUAAAAACAGAUCAACUGGACUUGAUAUCUAACUGGAAUACAAAAAUGCAGUGCAUUAAAGAUAAGACCUUGUGCUGUGUGCCAAUAAAAGAAAGGUAGAAAAUAUUCUGACCAGGUUAACCCUUUCAACCCUAUGUAACAUUAGUGAACUCUACCAUGCAUUGAUUUGAAUGAGUCCAUUAUGGUCUACAGUGGUUAAAGGGUAUUUAGAAGUGAACAUGUUUACUGCAUUCAGUAGAAAGUGGAAUUUUCAUUUUGUGUGUUGGGCUAGAAGGUAUGAUUAAAACUAACAGUAGAGUUGGUUGUAUAUUUGAUAUGGAAACUAUGUGUUUAUACUAGAGCUUAACUUGUGUAUUAUUGGAUGUUUGAGCAAAUACAUCAACAUUAGUUCUUACUGUAGGUACAAGCAUGUUGUUAAUCGAAUAGACAAUAAGACAUUAUAUGUAUCUAAAGUUAUAUCCAGGAUUUAUUUCAUAUAUAUCAGGAUUAAAAACACAAUAAAAUAUACAAGUUGGUACCUUAAUACAAUGAAGAGUGAUUCUAAUAUUUGGUGAAAGUAUAUAUAUAUACGCAAUUUUGAAUCUUCCUAGAUUUUUCAGCAAUAGCAUUGUACUAGAAAUGACCAUAGAACAAAUGAUAAUCAGAAAAUAUUGAUUUGAAAGGUUUAAGUAAAUUUAUAAUUCCAUUUAAUCACUGUAGUAAAAGUAGAAUAGAAACAAGUUGUAAGUUCUGAUUGAAAACUAUGACAGACAUACCAUUCCUUGCAUUUCUCUUGUCGAUUUGUGUAUUUGAUACUGAUGCAUUCCGAAUCCUGAUGUUUUGUAUUGUAAGGGGAGGUAACUUCAAACUGAUUGUAGAUGGGUGAAAUAUUACAGGACUAGGGGUGUUAUGGGCAUUAUCGGUCCUAAAGAGAAGUUAUGAUAUACAGGAUAAUCACAAAAAUCGUGAUCCUUAUAUGGGCAUGUUCUACAAAACAUAAGAUAUGUAUGAGUGCUAUGAUCAUUGAUAAAACAUUUAUAAUUUUCAAUACUGUUGAGCUUGAGUUUGAUUUCAGUCAGUUUCAUUUUUAAGGGAUGUAGACUCUACACCAUGUUGGAUUAACAUUGGAAUGAAUGUUUAAGAGAGGGAAUCAUAAGUGAGAUUGGUAUCUAUGAUGUAUUGUUGUAAAAUUUGUUUAUUUGAUAUUAUUUAUUAACCAUUAAAGUCAACACCAUAUAUCAGC
Messenger RNA from Mizuhopecten yessoensis (Yesso scallop), 1723 nucleotides. RefSeq names its product V-type proton ATPase subunit G 1-like. Gene Ontology annotation, cellular component: vacuolar proton-transporting V-type ATPase complex. NCBI's taxonomy places the organism in Eukaryota, Metazoa, Mollusca, Bivalvia, Pectinida, Pectinidae. Bases 35 to 424 code for a protein of 129 amino acids. The record is from RefSeq and is a predicted model, not a curated record. Gene Ontology annotation, biological process: proton transmembrane transport. Gene Ontology annotation, molecular function: proton-transporting ATPase activity, rotational mechanism. The transcript is spliced from 3 exons.